GCACCGCACGUUGCAGCUAACAUUUCAGAACCUAAACGUGCUCCAUAAUGACCGUAAAAUACUCUCGGACGUAAGUGGUGUAGUAAGUCCAGGCGAAGUUUUGGCUAUAAUGGGCCCAUCAGGCAGUGGGAAAACAACACUACUUGACUGUCUAAGUGGCCAACGACGCACUGAUGGUGGUAGCAUUUAUCUUAACCGCGAACCGCUCUCAAAGAAAUGGCGUCGUAAAAUCUGCUAUGUGCUGCAAGAGGAAAUUUUCUUUUCGGGCCUAACGCUCAGAGAGACCGUCAUGUAUACAGCGCUAUUGCGCUUGCCAGAGAAAAUUCCAAGGGAAGAAAAAAUGAAACUGGUUGAUUGCUUAUUGGAAACGCUGGAAUUAAAUUUUUGUCAACAAACGAAAUUCGGGGAUUAUCUAAAUCGCGGCCUUUCCGGUGGUGAAAAGAAGCGAGCCAACAUUGCAUGUGAACUACUAACCAAUCCAUGUCUAAUGCUAUUGGAUGAGCCAACAUCCGGCCUUGACAGUCAUUCGGCUAUUUCCCUCAUGAAAGUGCUGAAGCGCUAUGCGAUGCAAGAGCAGAAAACCGUUGUGAUAACCGUGCAUCAGCCGUCAUCGCAAAUGUUUCAUAUGUUCGAUAAGUUGUUGUUGCUUUACAAUGGGCGUACGGCCUACUUUGGCGAAGUUAACAAUAUUUAUAGAUACUUUGAAGAUGUUGGCGUUGCCAUUAAGCCGCAUUAUAACCCAGCCGAUUUUGUGUUGGAACAGCUGAAAUCAUAUCCGGAUAUUCGUGAAAAACUUUUUCAAGCCGCAAAAGAAUCUCAUUGUAAUUUUCUAAAUCGCAAUUGCAUUACACUCAACACUAAUAAUCAUCACAAUCAAUCGCAGCUACAUACUUUACACGAUCAUCAGAACAAUCAUCACAACAACGAAAAUGGCCUCACAGUAACGGCAACAAAUGGAACUGAUGGAUUCAGUACAACAACAAUUGCCACAACAGCAACUGGUGUUUUAGUGAACGAUAAAACCCAUCAACAUGAUGCUCUGAUCAAUGAUAUCAUCAAUAACUACUACAAGGACAUCCAUAAUAAUCACAAUAAUCAUCAUAUAAGUCAUGAUGCAAUGUUGAUGAUGGGAGAUCAUCACAACUCCUGCGAGGAAGCAGCGCAACAGCUCUGGUGUGGCACAGAUUCGCAAUCAAACUUCAGUUCAGCUUCGAGUGAUUGUCAACACUACGAAGAUGCUGACGAUUGGCUUGAUUAUCCAACGCGAUUCCACACACAGUUUCGUGUGUUGUCGAGUCGUAAUUUCAAGGAAGCUAAACCGCGCAUGCUCUCAAAAUUGAAUUGGUUUCAAACAGUGGGUCUAGCAUUGAUGGCAGGUGCGAUCUGGUUCCAAAUACCGCGUACUGAAGAGUUUCUGCAUGAUCUACAGGGGUGGAUGUUCUUUUCUCAAACUUAUUGGAUGCUCUUUGCGUUAUUCGGUGCAUUAAAUUCAUUCCCCUCUGAACGUGAAGUCAUAAGCAAAGAGAGACGUUCCGGCGCUUAUAGGCUAUCCGCAUAUUAUUUAGCGAAAAUGUUUGGAGAGUUACCGCUGGUUGUAACACUACCUACGGUCUACCUCAUGAUAUCAUAUCCAAUGCUGGGAUGUACAAGCUUGAAACUUUUUCUACUGAUGUUGGUCUUCCUGUUGCUCAAUACAAUUGUCGCACAAAGUGUCGGUUUCUUCAUAGGUGCCUGCUGCAUGGACAUGAAUGUUAGUAUAACACUUAGUGCGUUGUACACCUUAGCUACUCAAUUAUUUGGUGGUUAUCUAUCAUCAAGAAUACCAGAAGGACUUAGCUGGAUACGUUAUACAUCCAUGAUCCACUAUGCAUAUCAGAAUAUGCAAAUCCUAGAGUUUCGUGAAGGACCAGCGAUUAGUUGCGGUAAUCCGAGUAGCUAUGGUAUAUGUAAGAAUAAUACAAUCGCAUUCAUUCCAUAUGAAGAAAUUCUUAAAGCUCAGAACUCAACAUCUCCACUUUGGCUAAACACGCUUAUACUGAUGAUGUUUUUUCUGGUAUUUCGCGGCUUGGGUUAUGCAGUGCUGCGCUAUGUGCGGUGUCCGAAAACGUGAUAUUUCCUAGGAUAUAACUGAUCCAGUGAAACAAGAAAGCAAUAAACAUAGAUGGGAAUCAGUAUCUAUUGAUAAAUAUGUAGAUGCAUUUAUACACACACAAUAACGUAUUUAGCAAAUCUGAACAAAUACUUAUUUGCGUUAGCGCCAUCUUUUUUGUGAUUACGUUUAAGAAAACUAAAUAUAAUUAUUUAAUUUAA
This is a messenger RNA of Teleopsis dalmanni, 2310 nucleotides long. It is a transcript of the gene E23, whose product is annotated as ABC transporter G family member 21. The record is from RefSeq and is a predicted model, not a curated record. Gene Ontology annotation, cellular component: plasma membrane. Bases 110 to 2110 code for a protein of 666 amino acids. The transcript is spliced from 7 exons. Lineage: Eukaryota; Metazoa; Arthropoda; Insecta; Diptera; Diopsidae. Gene Ontology annotation, molecular function: ATP hydrolysis activity; ATP binding; ABC-type transporter activity.